AACAUCUUGUUUUAGCGACACCACCCACUCCUCAAUUCCCAACAUACCUGGCAAGGAAUUCGGGACAUGGUUUUCCUUGGUGAGGCGAGAACGACAUGGGUGUUAGAGCUGUUGGUGAUCCUGCUAACGGUAUGCAUCGCGGCGGUGCGAGGAGAAGCGGUGACCGCUAAUGGUGGAAAGGGACGUUCGCUGCUGGGAUUUCGAGAGACACUUGGUAACGUCUCCUUCCAGUGCUCUCCCGCUGGCCCUUGUAUCCCGUGUGAAUACUCUGAAAAGAAUGAUGAAAAAUAUCAUUGUAGUGAGACCGGGUAUCGCUUGCCCUUAAAAUGUGUAGAAAGUCAAGAUGGUUCUAAAGAAGUAUCUCGAAGUAAAAACCGAAGAAAGUUGCUCUUUCAAUCAGACAACAUGGCUGGUUCAGUUACUGUAAGGAACUUAAAGUCUAGAAAGCUCACGGAUGAUUCUUCUGCAUCAGAAAAUGUGAAACAGAGUUAUACUACUUAUAGAAGUUGUAUACCAGUAGAUAGUGAAGAAAAAUUGUCUGUUCUUGGUUUUGAGCUUAUUAUGGUGGGCCUGUUACUUAUUAGUGGCCCAGUUGUAUAUUUGAGACAAAAGCGUCCGAUCUUCAUUCUGGGUACUGGAGCCACCAGAAUUCCAACGAACUCUCCUAGAUUUUAAUGCAUUAGUUUGAAAUGUGUUUCACUGUAUGUUUGG
Molecule: messenger RNA, 711 nt
Organism: Phalaenopsis equestris
Lineage: Eukaryota; Viridiplantae; Streptophyta; Magnoliopsida; Asparagales; Orchidaceae
Exons: 3
Coding region: 67-675 (202 amino acids)
Source: RefSeq, a predicted model, not a curated record